GGAGUAGAAAGACAAAAAAACCUCUGCUUUUCGUUCGGCAGGGCGAGCACGCCGUCGAGGCGGAAGCCACCAAGCGCAACGCGAUGCCUUCCUCCCGCCCCUCCUCCCCCUCGGCCCCCAUCGUCCUCCUCAGCGACAGCGGCGGCGUCUACGACGAGGACGCCGCCGCCGCCUCCGCCGCGCUCUCGGGGCCCGCCGCCGAGCGCAUCGCGUCGUCCCUAGUCACGCAGGCCGACGUCGACGCCGUCUGCAGGAAGCACGGCGUCCCGAGGGAGUUCGCCGCGCGCCCCGCCGGCGACCUGCGCGCGUGCAGCGCGCCUCCGCCGGGGGCCGUCUGCGUGUACGCCCACGCGCUGGAGGCUGGGGUGCGCUUCCCGCUGCACGCCUUCUUCCGCGACGCGCUCGCCCACUUCGGCCUCGCGCCGGGGCAGCUCGCGCCCAACGGGUGGCGCGUCCUGGUCGGUUUCUUCGCGCUCUGCCACGAGGCCGGCGUGCGGCCGUCGGUGCCGCUGUUCCGGCACUUCUUCAAGCUGCUCACCGUCACCAGGAAGGGCGGCUGGUACUGGUUCGGCUCCAGGGCAGAGGCCGGAGUGCUCUUCGCUGGCCUGAAAUACAACAAGUCUGACAGAGAGUGGAAAGGGGGCUUCUUCUUCCUGACGUCGCCGGAGCCGUGGCAGUGCCCCGUGCUUUGGGGCGAGCCCCCGUCCAAGCGCUUCCCCGCAGAUCCGGUGCUAACGAGCCAGCUGAAGCAGUCGGCGAAAAAGCUGCUGGAAGUACACGGCGUCGCGGUCAAUCUCCGGGCUUACCUCCGUAAGGCAAAUCUUGCUGCGGCCUUCUCCUCCAACCCCGCCGGCGCAUCACCUCCGCCUUCUCCUCCUUCUACUGUUCCCAAAGGGAUGGAUCCACCUGCCCGCGAAAUGACUGACAGUAUGCCAGUGGUGAGGACGGCGGCGCCGGCGGCAGGGACGGAGCAGGUGAAAGGCGAGGCGCACGGCGACACGCUUCCUAUGACCGGAAAGAAGAGGAGACGGGAGGAGGUAACUGCAACAGACGGGCUUGGCUGCGCCGCCCCGGUGUCUGACCCGCAUGCCCCACCGUCGCCGCCGAGCUUUGACCCGCGGUCACCGCACUCGCCCGUACCCGAGACACACGACGGAGAUAGCGCUGACUGGAUGGCCGCGCGGAAGGUCCUAGAUGGCAUCAUCACGCCGUCGCGGGAGCUCCAAUUCGCGACGUCGAAGCCCUCCGACGUCGUGGCGUCGAGCUACAUAGCAAUGCUCCAGGCCGCGAACUACGCGACCUUCUCCAUGACCUGCGCGCUGGAGCUGGACGAGAAGCUGGUGGCGCUGGAGCGCGACAACCUGGCGCUGUGGGAGCAGCUGGAGAAGGAGAAGGCGGCGAGGCAGGCAGUGGAGGCGGAGCUGGAGAGGGCAAAGCGAGAGCGCGCCAAGGCGACGGCGGUGCAGCAGUUCUUGGGGUCGGAGGAGUACACGCGGCGGGUGGCGGAGCAAGCGCUGCCGGCGUACUUGCGCGGCGCCGAGGAAAUGAAGCGCGUCGUGCUCCGGCACUACCCGCACCUCGACGCCGGCAAGCUGGAGCUGCCGCUUGAUUAGCUCGGUCUGAUUAGCUGGAAGGAAUUUGGAGUCGUUUUUGUUGAUCUUUUGGCGUACGUGGGGAAACUGUACUGCUCUAGAUAGCAACAUCAACUGCAGAGAUUUUGCUGGGCCAUGAACUACACACAUGCCUAUCCUAAUUUGUUGGUGAUGGAAGGUUUGUUCACGGUCAAGAUAUAUCACUUGUACGAGGAAAUCGACUCAAUGAUGUUGCAUGCAGUGAAUGUGUUUCAGGGUUCAGAUAAAAACUCGCCUUUUCA
Messenger RNA from Triticum aestivum (bread wheat), 1873 nucleotides. RefSeq lists its product as uncharacterized. NCBI's taxonomy places the organism in Eukaryota, Viridiplantae, Streptophyta, Magnoliopsida, Poales, Poaceae. Bases 84 to 1613 code for a protein of 509 amino acids. The transcript has 3 exons. The record is from RefSeq and is a predicted model, not a curated record.